UUUGAGGAUUAUGCUAGAAGAACUCCGGUUCUGCUUCACUUUGUUCUAACAAGGCAGAGACGAGACUGGCUAGACAGCGAUGCUGAGUUUGGGACUUUUAAUAUUUUUGUUUCUAUUGCGACCCGCAUACCUUCAGUUCCCGCGAGCAUGCGUUACCGCCGAGAUCCUACAAACUAAGGAGUGCUGUCCAGUAUGGGAACAGGACGGGUCCGUCUGUGGAGCCCGCUCUGGUAGGGGUUUUUGCCAAGAUGUGGUCAUAUCCGACCUCCCCAACGGUCCGCAGUAUCCAUUCAACGGAAUAGACGACAGAGAGAGAUGGCCCUCCGUGUUCUAUAAUCGCACGUGCCAGUGUGCAGGUAACUACAUGGGCUUCGAUUGUGGUGACUGCAAGUUCGGUUUUUUUGGCGUCAACUGUGCUGAGAAAAGGGAAUCAUUGAGAAGGAAUAUAUUUCAACUGUCAGUCACCGAAAGACAGAAGUUAAUAUCUUAUUUGAACCUAGCCAAAAAUACCAUAAGCACAGAUUACGUGAUAGUGACCGGCACCUACGAACACAUGAACAAUGGAACAGAUCCCAUGUUUGCGGAUGCCAGUGUCUAUGAUGUCUUUGUUUGGAUGCACUACUACGUGUCAAGAGAUGCCUUGCUUGGAGGAACUAACGUUUGGACGGAUAUUGAUUUUGCACACUGGGCUCCAGCCUUUUUGCCGUGGCACCGUGUGUAUUUGUUGUCAUGGGAACACGAAAUCCGCAAACUGACAGGAGACUUCAGUUUCACCAUCCCAUACUGGGAUUGGAAAGAUGCGUUGGACUGUGAAGUAUGCACUGACGAGUUAAUGGGUGGUCGGAAUCUUCUGAAGCCGAACCACAUCAGUCCUGCAUCGGUAUUCUCUUCGUGGAAGGUCAUAUGCUCCCAAGCAGCUGAAUAUAACAGCAGGGGGGUACUAUGUAAUGGCACAGGGGAGGGACCCCUGCUUCGUAACCCUGGCAACCAAAACCGGGACGUAGUGAGCCGACUGCCCACUUCUGCUGAUGUGGAGUUCACGCUCAGCCUUGAGCAAUAUGACACCAGCCCCAUGGACAUCAGUGCCAACAUGAGUUUCAGGAACACUCUAGAAGGCUUUGGCAAUCCCCAGACUGGACAGGGCAACAGUGCUCAACGUUGGAUGCAUGCUGCUGUGCAUGCCUACAUGAAUGGCUCCAUGUCUUCAGUCCAAGGGUCUGCCAAUGACCCCAUCUUCUUCCUACACCACUCCUUUGUCGACAGUAUUUAUGAACAGUGGCUGCGGAGACACCAGCCGCCUAGGUCCCAGUACCCCAGGGCCAAUGCCCCCAUCGGACAUAAUGACGGAUACUUCAUGGUUCCUUUCAUAACUCUCCACAGGAACGGCGACUACUUCCUGUCCAGCAAAGACUUGGGGUAUGAGUAUGCUCAUCUGUUAGAUCCAGUCCAGCGCUUUCUGCAGGAAUUCCUGAGCCCUUAUCUACAGCAGGCCCAGAAGAUCUGGCAGUGGCUCCUGGGUGCUGGAAUCUUUGGGGCCCUGGUAGCAUGUCUCAUAGCAGCAGUCAUGGCCUUUGCCUGCAGCACACAACAGCAGAAAAAGAACAAGGCUUUAAUGCAUUCAGGGAGACAUCCCCUGACCGACAGAAGAAAGGAGCGCUCUCUUUAGUCAUAUCACAGAACUCUGUGAAAGGGGGUACUGUUCUCACUGUGAUGACUGUAACAUCACAAGGUGUCACAGUUAUCACAUGCCUUAUAUUAUAUUGCUUUUUUUUAAAUGACUAUGUAAUAUAUAAGACAAUUAUUGUGAAAACAGACUAUUCUUUAUUUCAGAGGAAAUGUCUCCCUUGCACACAAAGAAUCAUUGAGACUGGAGAGCACAUGCUUUAAAAAUAAUGCACCAUUGUUAAUAUGCAAAACUGGGUAAACUCUGCCUCCUCAUGAUGCAUACCCAGGGGCACAUGUUCCAAGAACUCAUUACCAACAUUGCAAAUGUUGUGCUCUGUAAAUCAAUUUCAGUUUAUAGGUGUUCAAUGAAAACCCAAUGACAACCUCCUAGCAGAACAACUGUCCCAAACAUUCCCAUGAGAAAGAUUUACACAAAGUCUACAGAGGUGUCUGAACAAUUGAUCUAUGUGAAUUGAGAACCUGUCUUAGUGAUGUUCAAAAGACCAUAAAGACUCCUAAUAAACUGAUCUCUUGUCCAUGAAGCCAUUUUGUCUGUAAUAAACAAUAUUUCCUUAUGCAUCCUUUUGAACCACAAGCUGGCUCUGUACAAAUAUAUGUAAUA
Molecule: messenger RNA, 2287 nt
Organism: Anguilla rostrata (American eel)
Lineage: Eukaryota; Metazoa; Chordata; Actinopteri; Anguilliformes; Anguillidae
Product: tyrosinase-like
Exons: 5
Coding region: 80-1666 (528 amino acids)
Biological process (GO): melanin biosynthetic process; pigmentation
Molecular function (GO): tyrosinase activity
Source: RefSeq, a predicted model, not a curated record